Messenger RNA from Hydatigera taeniaeformis, 735 nucleotides. The record is from the annotation of a GenBank genome assembly. Lineage: Eukaryota; Metazoa; Platyhelminthes; Cestoda; Cyclophyllidea; Taeniidae.
CUUAAGCUGCGUGAAAACAUAAAUGCCUCCUUGGUGAAGCAAGCGUCACCCGGUGAGAAACCUGCCAAGGUCUCCGUCAACGACAUCCUCAUCAAGGCCAUGGCAAUCGCAAACAAAGCGGUGCCCGAAUGCAACUCUGCAUGGAUGGGCAACUUUAUUCGUCGCUAUGCUUCUACUGACGUCAGUGUUGCUGUAGCUACGCCCAAUGGUCUUAUCACUCCCAUCAUCUUCAACGCCGACUCAAAGGGCAUUCUCACUAUUAGUCAGGAGGUUCGAGCUUUGGCUUCAAGAGCGCGGGAGAACAAGCUGAAGCCAGAAGAAUUCCAGUGUGAAAUGUUGGAGGAAACUGAUAUCAGGCAGGUUCUUUCUUCUGCUCUCCAUGCUAAUGAGGGUGCCGAUUUGGUUGUGGCACAAAGACACCGCGGAGUGCCAUCGUCGCGCCUAUCGAUUUGCCUUGGCAGCAAGGCAUGCGGCGGCACUAUCACUAUCUCCAACCUCGGAAUGUACGGUAUUUCGUCGUUCAGCGCGAUCAUCAACCCACCUCAGGCCUGCAUUCUCUCUGUCGGUGGAACGGAACAGGUUGUAGUUCCUGAUGAGGAGGAAGGCCACAAGGCGGUAACAAAAUUGGCCGUGACACUUUGCUGUGACCAUCGUGUUGUGGAUGGAGCCGUCGGUGCAAAGUGGUUGAAGGAGUUCAAGAGUUUAAUCGAAAUGCCAGCUCGCAUGUUGUUGUAG